Molecule: messenger RNA, 5586 nt
Organism: Phycodurus eques (leafy seadragon)
Lineage: Eukaryota; Metazoa; Chordata; Actinopteri; Syngnathiformes; Syngnathidae
Gene: ptpn21
Product: protein tyrosine phosphatase non-receptor type 21
Exons: 19
Coding region: 326-3922 (1198 amino acids)
Biological process (GO): protein dephosphorylation
Cellular component (GO): cytoskeleton
Molecular function (GO): protein tyrosine phosphatase activity
Source: RefSeq, a predicted model, not a curated record
ACACGCUCGGAACCUGAGUGAGGCAUGGAGUGACACUUUCGACCUGACCUAGGGACUCACACAUUCGGCAUUUAAUGUAGUUAUUUUAAAAAAUAUAUUUAAAAAAACAACAACAACAACAACGAGGAAUAAGUGUGUGAUUCGUGGUGGAGCUACUGCUGGGACGCAAACACUCGUCGGACAUUUAAACUCUCUCCUGGCGGCUCCCGGGUCUGCCUGACAAUGAUCCCCAUGACGUCUAUCAUUCGUAAAGUCUUAUUAGAAGGGACAGCGCGGAGAGUCAUUUGGGAGGACUAGACGCGAAGGAUCCACACCGGCGUGAAUCAUGCCCUUGCCCUUCGGCUUGAAGCUCAAGCGCACAAGAAGGUACACCGUUUCCAGCAAGAGCUGCCUGGUCACCCGCAUCCAGCAGCUCAAUGGCGAGUUUGUGGAGUUCACGCUGUCAGUGGAGAGCACGGGCCAGGAAUGUUUGGAGGCAGUCGCUCAGAGACUGGAGUUAAGAGAGAUAACGUUCUUCAGUCUGUGGUACCUGAACAAACAGAACCAGCAGAGGUGGAUCGACCUGGAGAAGCCGCUAAAGAAGCAGCUGGACAAGUAUGGCGUCGAGCCCACCGUCUACUUCGGAGUGGUGUUCUACAUCCCCAGUGUUACACAGCUGCAGCAGGAAAUCACGAGAUAUCAGUAUUAUCUACAGUUGAAGAAGGAUGUGCUGGAGGGCCGCAUCUCAUGCACUUUAGAACAAGCUAUCCAUUUGGCUAGCCUCGCCGUGCAAGCGGACUUUGGAGACUUUAAUCGCUACGAUUCCCAGGAUUUUCUCCAGAAGUUUGCGCUGUUCCCUAUCGACUGGAUCCAAGAUGAGCGAGUUCUGGAGGAGGCUACUCAGAAAGUGGCCCUUCUCUAUCAGUCUUACAGGGGUUUGUCGUCUCCAGAGGCCGAGAUGUUGUACAUGCAAGAGGUGGAGAAAAUGGAGGGCUACGGCCAGGAGAGCUACCAAGCCAAGGACAGCACGGGCUCGGAUGUGACGCUGGGCUCUUGCCUUGAUGGGAUCUUUGUGAAACAAAAAAAUGGCAGGGCUCUUCAUUUAUUCAGGUGGAAUGAAAUUAACAACAUGAGUCACAACAGGUCUUUCUUUGCCUUGGAGUUGCUCAACAGAGAGGAGAGUGUCCAGUUCCAGACCGAAGACAUGGAAACUUCCAAAUAUGUGUGUCGUAUGUGUCUGGCCAGACUCAAGUUUUAUAAGAUCAACAAGAGCAGCCUACAAACGCCGCCUGCAGUCAUCAACCCGGUCAGGCGUAGGUCGUCAACAAGAUUGUCCCUGCAGCCAAAGCCUCAGGGCUACAUGAUGCCCCCGCCACAAAUGCACUACAAUGGCCAUUUCACGGAGCCUUACACCUCAUCGCAAGACAACCUGUACAUGAACAGCCAGAAUGGUUACUACUACCACUCCCAGACCAGCUUGGACUGUCCACCUAUGGAGUACAGCAGCGGCGGGCGCUUGCGUAACGGCAGCGUGUAUAGCGCCCACAGUACCAGCUCCCUGACCAACCCCCAGCACUACCUCCAGCCCUCACCAAUGUCCUCCAACCCCUCAAUCACCAGCGACGUCACCCGGCCUGACUACGUGCCCUCGCAUCGCCAUAGCGCCCUCAUCCCGCCUUCUUACCGCGCCACUCCUGACUACGAGACUGUAAUGAGGCAGAAGAACCGAGGCGGCGGGGGGAUGCUCUUGUCCCAGGAGCACCGUCAGAGCCACUCCAUGAGGAACCUGAACAUCGGGCACUCGUACGCUUACAGCAGGCCGGACCCACUUGUUUACAGUCAGCCCGAGAUCAGGGGAGAGCAUGGUGGCGCCGCCCAGCACCACCACCACUAUCCCUUCCACAUGGGCUCCAGCUUUCACAGCCCAUCGCCAUACCACCCUUACCCCAUCGAGAGGAGACCUGUGGUGGGGGCGGUCAGUGUCCCGGAGCUCACCAACGUCCAGCUACAGCAAGCCCAAGAGUAUCCGGCCCCCAACAUCAUGAGGACGCAGGUGUACAGACCACCGCCGCCGUACCCGUACGCUCACCCUCGGCCCGCCAACAGCACGCCAGACCUGUCGCGCCACCUCUAUGUCAGCAGCAGCAACCCAGACCUGAUCAUCACACGUCGUGUGCACCACUCUGUCCAGACUUUCCAGGAAGACAGCUUGCCUGUGGCUCACUCCCUGCAAGAGGUUUCCGAGCCUCUUUUGAGCGGACCCGCGCACAGACCGGCUUACCACGCACAGAAGCGCAACUCCAUCGAAAUCGCCGGACUGGCACAGAGCCUCGAGGGGAUGCGGCUGAAAGAGCGGCACGUGUCCUCUUCGGCGGCCGAAGCUGCCACGCCUCCUCCGGCCCCGCGUGGAGGUCGAUCGCAGGGUUCCCAGCUCAAUGUGUUUUUGGAGCGGGCCAAGACAGAAGACAGGGGUGACACCAAGGACGUGCAGUAUGGACACAAGAAAUCCCUCUCCGACGCCACCAUGCUGGUGCACAGCAGUGGCGAUGAGGAGGAGUUUGAGGACAAUUUAGGGCGCCACACCCCGCUCUCUCAUGAUGCAAUAGCUGCCAUCAUCCCAGAGCAGCCUCUGCAUCACACCUUCACAGCUCCUCAACAACAGACUCCCCUGGAGCCCCCCCCUGCUUAUCCCAUCGGCUCGACUCUGGACCCCUCGCUAGCUGCCGCCCUCACCUACAAAGUACACCCCCUGAUUCACGAGACUGAGCCACUGUACCUGCGUGAGGUGCGGCAAGCCAGAAUUAUGCCCUCUGUGUCGGAGGGAGACCUGAGCGGCGAGGCCAAGACCAAGUCCAAGAAGGACUUCAAGAAGAGGCCCGUGUCUGACGUGCCUCAGGCCAAGAAGACCAUCGAAGGUUUACCUCCUCCAGGCAUGAAGAAGAGUGUGCGGUCGGAUGUGAGGAAGAUGGGGCCCCUGAAAGUUGCCAAUCUGAACGGCCUGUCAAUAUCCAGGCACCCGGCGCAGAGCGAUGUCAAGGACGAGCCUGAACAAGACUCUAAUGACGAGAGGUGCAAAGUCCUGGAGCGGCACAUGGAGAUGGGCGAGCUGCUGAAGGAGUACGAGAGCAUCCCCAAGUGUCGUCCGGCGGCUGAGUGCACAGUCGCCCAGAUGGCCGAGAGCGCAGACAAGAACCGCUUCCAGGACGUGCUGCCUUAUGAUGACACCCGUGUGGAGCUGGUGCCCACCAAGGAGAACAACACGGGCUACAUCAACGCAUCGCACAUUAAAAUCACCGUCGGAGGACAUGAGUGGAAUUACAUCGCCAGCCAGGGCCCUCUUUCCAACACAUGCCAGGACUUCUGGCAGAUGGUGUGGGAGCAGGGCGUCGCCAUCAUUGCCAUGGUUACUGCCGAAGAGGAGAGCGGGCGAGAGAAGAGCUUCCGCUACUGGCCUCGGCUUGGCUCGCGGCACAACACGGUGACGUACGGCCGCUUCAAGAUCACCACGCGCUUCCGCACCGAGUCGGGCUGCUACGCCACGACGGGGCUGAAGAUCAAAUACCUGCUGACGGGCCAGGAGAGGACCGUGUGGCACCUGCAAUACACAGACUGGCCAGACCACGGCUGUCCAGAGGAUUUAAAAGGCUUCCUCACCUACCUGGAGGAAAUCCAGUCGGUUCGGAGGCACACCAACAGCAUCAGUGACCCAAAGAACAGCAACCUGCCCGUACUGGUGCACUGCAGCGCCGGAGUGGGCCGCAGCGGCGUGGUCAUCCUGUCCGAGAUCAUGAUCGCCUGCCUGGAGCACAACGAGGUGCUGGAAAUUAAGACCGUGCUUAUGAAGCUACGCCAGCAGAGGAUGAUCAUGGUCCAGAACUUGUCCCAGUACACCUUCGUCUACAAGGUGCUGGUCCAGUACCUCCGCAACUCCCGCCUCAUCUGAGGACCCCCAAAGAUGUGCUUUGUGCUACUACUAGGCUGAUCCACCUCUCUCCUAAACAGUAUUAUAGGUUGUCUUUUUAUUUUUUUUACAUUGAUUAUUGCUGGAUGAAGCACUUUGAACAGUACUGUGUUGUACCACCCGAGUUGCGUCAAAUGACGACCAGUGUGACUUAUUGACAAAUGAAGGAAAAAGAACAGCAAAGAGAGAUUUUAUUUUUGUUUUAAACUUGAAGUUUUUUAAUUUAAACAUUUGAUCAAGUGCCUUCAGACUGUAUUUUUUAUUUUUUUUAAGACGAAGCAAAGUUUGAUUGCAGUGAAACAAAAGUGUUUGUGUGAUUUGUGUGUGUGUGUUGAAUUGUUACAACAAGGAGGUCAGUUACAAGCUUACACAUGCAUGAACAAUGACACUGUGUCUUUUAAAGUCCCGAAUUUGCUUCAGGUUUUCAGAUUUUUUCUUUUUUUUUUUUUUUUAUUUUAACACUGAUGGAGUCUUAGUGGAAGCCAGAGUGGCUUUCUUGUGGUUGUUUUGUCAAUGUCCAGGUGUUUGUUGAUAAUGUAUACUUACUGUACAAACUGUAUAAAGUCUAUCUAUGAUGCAAAAACUAAAUGCUGUGCCUUUUGAAAUGUAUUUAUAUAAGAGCAUAAAAAAUGUGACUACAGGGUUCUUACACAUUUAAGAUUUCAAAAUUCCAUGCCUUUUCCAGGCCCCAAUUUUCACACUUCUUGGUUAAAAAAAAAAAAAUCUAAUAACUUUUGAGUAAAUACAUGUGUAUCAUUCUGAGUCUUUAUAUCCCAUUAUGUCGCCCAAUAAUUUCCAGAAGAUUAUUGCUAGGUAAUGUAGCUCAUGCAAAUAAAGACCAAAGCAAGGUGACAAGACGACUGCUUUUUGCCCUGCAUGACUCACAACCGCUGCCUUCCCCAUGUUGAUGUCAAACCAUUUCACACAUUUAGUUUAGUUAAGUCUGUUUUGAAACUCUACUUUUAAACCCUAACCCUGUUUUGAAAGAAACCCUAAUUUAAAACCCCAAGUGCUGUUUUGAAACCCUAACAUGAAACUAACCCUUACUUACUUUGAGACCCUAACCCUGUUUUGAAACCCUAAAACUCUUUAAGCCCUAAUUUGAAGCCCAAACCCUGUUUUGAAAGUCUACUUUGAAACUCUAACCCUAUUAUAAAACCCUAAUUUAAAAUCCCUUGUUUAUAACCGACUUUGAAACCCUAAAACUCUCUUUAAACCCUAAUUUGAAACACUAACCUUUUUUUGAAACCCUAAUAUGAAACGCUACCCCUUGUUUUGAACUUACUUUGAAACCCUAACCCUGUUCUGAAACCAUAAAGUCUCUUGAAACCCUAAUAUGAAACUCUAACGCUUGUUUUGCACUUACUUUGAAACCCUAACCCUGUUUUGAAAACGUAAAACUGUCUUGAGACCCUAACUCUGUCUUGACUGGACGGCGCAGGGUAUCAUUCUAAAUAUUGAGGGUGAAGUGUUCGGUUCCUAUUUUGUCCGUUAUUGUGCCAGGAAGUGUCUCAGCUUUUUAAUCGUCUAUUAUGUUGUUUUCUUGGCGUUAAUUUCAGUUUUACGGAGUGAAGUCUUUGUGCUGUUCUGUCUCUUCAUUUUCCCCCUCAAAUUCCUCAGCAACAUCCCAGUCAUCAAAUUGUCAU